Molecule: messenger RNA, 853 nt
Organism: Fomitiporia mediterranea MF3/22
Lineage: Eukaryota; Fungi; Basidiomycota; Agaricomycetes; Hymenochaetales; Hymenochaetaceae
Product: NAD-binding protein
Exons: 7
Coding region: 184-765 (193 amino acids)
Molecular function (GO): oxidoreductase activity, acting on the CH-OH group of donors, NAD or NADP as acceptor
Source: RefSeq, a predicted model, not a curated record
GCGGCGUUGGGGAUCAUUCAAUAAUCUGUAUACCGCGGUCGUCAGGCUUCGUCGCACAUAGCGUGCUUUAAAAUAACAAUGUUUCAUGCAUGUCUCUGUCCCAUCUCGCUCUCGGACACGGUGGUGAACUACCUCUUGACUCGGAUCCAAUAGUCCUUAAUCGUUAUCUGUCGCCAGUCUGCUAUGGAUUCGCUUUUCACUCAAGACGAUCAGGCUCCAGUCACUCCGUUCAGUAGCUAUACGCCGCGUGUCGCAAUCGUCACGGGCGGUGCACAGGGUCUAGGAUAUGCUAUUUCUAACAGACUCGCUGACGAUGGAAUCGAUAUCGCAAUCAACUCUGUUGUCGAGGAAUUGCGUAAGAAAGGUCGGCGUGCGAUUGCCGUUCCAGGAGACGUAUCCUCAGAAACAGACGUAAUCGCCAUUAUUGAGAAGACCAUGGUUGCGAAUGCAGGAAUUGCACGGCUUUGUAGCUUCCUUCAGACAAGCGUCGAUACUUAUGACAGUGUCCUUGGAAUUAAUGCUCGCGGCGCUUUUAUGUGCUUUAAAUGUGCCGCGCUGCAGAUGAUAAAGCAAGGACGUGGCGGAAGACUCAUCGCCGCGAGCUCCAUCAUGGGCAAACAAGGUUCACAAAAUUUGACAGCUUAUUGUGCCUCUAGGUUCGCUGUCCGUGGGAUUGUGCAGACCGCAGCUAUUGAAUUACGCAGACACGGUAUUACGGUGAAUGCGUAUGCUCCUGGACGUAUCCCGACAGGAAUAUGUUCGUGACUUCUUUCAAAAGCAUAAAUACACUGUGUGCGUGGCGAAAUACUUAUAGAAAUAUCAAGCGACUGGAGUGGUUGUGGAUACUAAGCAG